Mycena citricolor is the source of this 1404-nucleotide messenger RNA. The record is from the annotation of a GenBank genome assembly. Lineage: Eukaryota; Fungi; Basidiomycota; Agaricomycetes; Agaricales; Mycenaceae.
AUGGAUUUCAGCCACGGUGUCCUUCACACACCCCAGUCCAUCGGCGCAUACAAAGGCUCUGCCGUCGACUUGGAUGGAUGCUCCUAUGUACGCGUGUACUGGGUCGAUCUGGUCAACGUUCGGCGAUGCCGGAUCGUGCCCCUUGCGCACUUCAAGGCGCUGUUAGAGGGCAGCCGGCCUGGAGUCAAUAUCGCGAAAGUCGUUCUCGGACUCGUGUAUCUCAAAAUGGCCCCAGGCUUCUCGCCUUGCGGGGAAUAUCUGUACGCGAUCGAUCUGCCUUCCUUGCGUCCGUUACCGUUUGCGCCGGGACAUAUGGCCGUGCUAGGGCGCUUUGAGGAAAAGGAGCCCUCUUUGGGGUCGAACGGAGAACAGUCGAUACAGGUCGACAUGUGCCCGAGGACUUUGCUGAAGUCUAUCAUUGAAAAGCUUAAAACUGCUACCCACACGGAGUUCCUUGUCGGCUUUGAGUCGGAGUUUACUUUGCUCGAGUGCACAGACCCGGUAAAGCCUGUGAGCGAUCAUCAGUUUGCAGCUUCAACGGCUCUCCUGGCCAACAGCCCCGCGGCCAUCGUCAUGGAGGAGAUUGCGGAGACUGUCCAAGCGGCUGGGAUCAAGCUUGAGAUGACACAUGCUGAAGCGGCCCCCGGCCAGUUCGAGGUCGUCACUGGGCCGCUCAACCCGAUGGAUGCCGCGGAUGCGUUGAUCUUCACGCGUGAAAUCAUCGUCCAGGUCGCAGCAAAGCAUGGUCUGCACGCCACUUUCGCACCCCGGCCAUUCAUGCGCAGCGUCGGUUCUAGCGCUCACGCGCACAUUUCGGUGCAUUCGGCCGACUCGGUCAAAACAGCCAAGAGUCUCUCACCACAUGAGGAGUCUUUCCUAGCGGGGCUGAUGGAUCAUCUUCCCGCCAUCGCUGCUCUCACGCUUCCCUCGCCAGGAUCUUACAAGCGGGUGGGAGACGGUGUGUGGAGCGGAGGAACCUAUGUCUGCUAUGGGACUGAGAACCGGGAGGCUCCAGUUCGUUUGACGAAUUUUGCGUCUCCUCGAUCCCGCAACUUCGAAAUGCGCUUCAUCGAUGGAACUGCCAAUCCGCACCUGGCUCUUACCGCUAUAUUCGCUGGCGGGCUGAGCGGGCUGAGUUCGAUGAAGAAGCUAGAGAUGCAAGAUUGCGGAGCUCGCAUGAGUGCAGCUGACAUGAUCGAAUCGGAACGUCAAGCGUUGGGGAUCAUUAGACGCAUGCCCACUACACUGGAAAAAGCACGGGCGAAUUUGAACGAGGAUUCUGUGCUCCAAGAUUUCUUGGGCAAAAAUUUCGUGGAGAAGUACUGCGUGCUGCUCCAAUCUGCACUGACUCCUGAAGACGAAAGUGAGGCGGAGCAAUUGACUCGUCUGGUGAAUUUCUAUUGA